Messenger RNA from Dioscorea cayenensis subsp. rotundata (Guinea yam), 3685 nucleotides. RefSeq names its product filament-like plant protein 7. The record is from RefSeq and is a predicted model, not a curated record. Lineage: Eukaryota; Viridiplantae; Streptophyta; Magnoliopsida; Dioscoreales; Dioscoreaceae.
UCUUUUCCUCCCCAAAAUCUGUGCUCACCAUGGACUCUUUCUCACCUACCAAACAAAGAGAGAGUAAAAAAGAAGAGGACAAUGGACUAUAAAAGAAAGAAGAUAGACAAGAAUCUCACUGACUUCAUUGCUAUCCUUUCUUAAUUGUCUUCCUCUCUCUCUUCCUUCAGUGCUUGCCAGCACACACACUCUUCCUCUCUAUGCUCUGAGCUGCAGAACAAGAUAUUGUAACAAGAAAGAUGGAGCAUAAGACUUGGCUUUGGAGGAAGAAACCUUCUGAAAAAACCAUCACUGCAAAUGGGAAAGCUGAUGGCGGAAUUGACCACACGGAAAAUAAAACUCUUGAAGUUUUGAGAUCCCUUGAAGAGUUGAAUGAGCAACUUUUAUCUUGCCGGGCCGAGUCUAUUGCAAAAGAUGAUCUUCUAGCGAAGCAGGCAGCAGGGUUGAAGAAAGCUGAAGAAGAAGCUGCUUCUAUUACGCGACAACUUGAUGAUACUCUGCUUCAGAAAGCAGCUGCUGAAGAAAAACUUAAAAAUUCGGAAACUUCUUUAAAAGAGUAUAUGCAGCAGUUGCGCAUUGUCAAGGCGGAGCAUCAGGACAUGAUGAAUGAUAUGAUCACAAAGCUAUCAAAGGAUCAAGCUAGGACAAGAGUUUUAGAAGGGAUGUUGGCAGAAACAAAUAAAAAGCUUGGUGAAUUAGAAGCUGAGAACACUAACUUAUGCAAAAUUCUUGAGAAUAAAGAAAAGCUGAUCGAAGAUUUAAGUGUGUGCAAAUUCCAAUCAGAGGAAAAGCUUACUAUGAUGGUGUCGGAACUUGAUGCUUCAGAGAAGAACAACUCUUCUCUGAAAUAUGAGGUUUGCAUGCUUCAGAAAGAGCUUGAUAUUCGAAAUGAAGAGAGGGACUUCACUUUGAGAUCGGCUGAUGCAGCUCGCAAGCAACACCUUGAAAAUAUUAAGAAGAUCACAAAACUAGAAGCAGAAUGCCAGAAGUUACGUAUCAUGGUCCGGAAGCGACUACCUGGCCCUGCUGCUUUAGCUAAAAUGAGAAGUGAGGUUGAGAUUUUGGGAAAUAAUGCUGAUGGAGGUAGGAGGAAAAAGUUGAACGCUAUGGUGGAUGACUUUUCCAUAAGAAAUUCUGCUCCUGGUUAUUGUCAUGAUGCAUCUUUGGAGACUAUUGCGUCACUUGUAGAAAAAUUAAAUUCAAUUGAAGAUGAAAACAAAUCCCUCAGAGAAGCAUUGACCAAGAAAAGUAGUGAACUUCAAUCCUCAAGGGCCAUGUUUGCUCGCAUAGCUUCCAAAUUAUCACAUGCUGAGACACGGGUUGAAGAAUUAUCAAAGGGACAGCAAUGCCUCGAAUUAGUGAAAAGCAGUCCCAACAGCAUAUGACUUGCAUCUGGCACCGAUUUCGAGGAUCGCUGUGAUGAAGACAGUAUUAGCUGUGCCGAAUCGUGGGCUUCUGCUUUAAUCUCUGAGUUAGAGCAUUUUAGAAAUGGAAAACAACCAUCACGGUCUUCAAGGACUUCAGGAACCUCAGAAUUGAGCUUAAUGGAUGAUUUUGUUGAGAUGGAGAAAUUUGCAAUUGUUUGCGCAGAUAAUCCAGCUGGAUGUGCAAGUGAUUUCAGUCCUCGAGUCACAACAGGUAAGGAGCUAAUUCCAGUUCAUGAUAGUCUUUGUUCAUCUCCUCAAGUAAGCAGUGAAAUCUCAUCGAACCAUAUGUCUUUUGAAAAAUAUCCUAGCUGGCUUCAGGAUAUAUUGAAAGUUAUUGUGCAGAAGCAGCGUACUGCAAAAGUUGAUCUUGAUUUUAUCAUCGAAGAGGUUAGAGCUGCAUUGAGCAAGGAACAUAAUUCUCAAGAUUCAUUUGGUGAGGUAGAUAGCAAGGACGUGCUCACAAGUAGAAACAAAAACGAACCAUCGUCUCAGUCAAAUCUAGAGAAGUCAGUGUCUAGACUUGUCAACCUCACAGAAGGAAUAAUUGACAAAUUUGCAGCAGAUAAUAAUGCACAACAAAUUCCAUCUCAAUUUGACCAAGUUUGCGGUCCAUAUGAUAAACCUUCGUCAAUUACUGGAUAUGUUCACCGCAUAUUUCUAUUUGAAAGUUCUGAGCUCAUUGCUGUUCUACAACAUUUUGUCAUUGUCAGUAAAGAUCUAUUGAGUGGAAAGGCUGACCUGGUACUUUUUCUUUGCAAAUUGGGUUCGACUGUGGACUGGAUAAUAAACCACUGUUUUUCCCUUCAAGAUGUGUCACAUUUAAAGGAGUCAAUCAAAGAUCAUUAUCACAUAAAUGGAACACAUGCUAGUAAUGAAUCUGAAGCAAAAGAGUGUCGGGUUACUGGCGGGGAUGAAUUUGAAAGAAAGAGAUCUUCACCUUUGGGAAUUACUUCAAAUGGACUAUUUAUCAUGUCACAAUUGGAGGAAGUUGAGUCUAAAACUACAGAUGUGAACGUGUGGCUGAAAAAUGAGCUUUUAACUUUGGAAACUAAAAAUAAAGAUGUUGAUGAGCAGCCCCAGUCAAUAAGCUCUAAAAAUGAAUUCUUGAUCACUCAGCUCAAGAAAUCUGAAGAAAUAGUGUCCAAUCUACAUGAGGAGCUUGCAAAACUGAAAGAAUUGAAAGGAGUAACCGAGAAUGAAAUUGUAAAGCAGAAAUUGGCAAAUGAUGACCUUAACAGCCAGCUCAGAGUUGCAAAGGUUGAAUUGAUUGAUGCACUUCAAAAGCUUUCAUCAAUUGAAGUUGAAUUGGAAGAAAAAAGUAAUUGCUGUGAAGAGCUAGAGGCGACGUGUCUUGAACUACAACUUCAGUUGGAGAGUGUACCCACUAAGGAAAUCUCGAAAUAUGACCUUGGCGCAGAAGAAAAGCAACUCAGAACUGACUUGGAAAUCUCUGCAGCUUCGGAAAAACUCGCAGAGUGUCAGGAGACAAUAUUACAUCUAGGAAAGCAACUGAAAGCCUUGGCUUCUCCGAGGGAUGCAGUUCUUUUCGACAAGGUGGUUUCAUCUCAUGCCACCUCCAAAACUAAUCGCCGGCCUUUGCUACUUGAACAAAUGCAAGCGGAAGAUGAUGCCAAAUUUGAGGAGCUAAAAUCACCUAAAACGAAAGAAGUCAUAUGCACUGAACCACAAAAACCAUCAAGCACUUCGUUCGUGAACCCGAAUGCUGGUUUGCUCUAUGGAAGUAAGAUUUUGGCGAAUGGUAAAACUGAUACAACACUAGCAGACAUCAUCCAGCAGUCGCCAACAAUGUCAUCUCGAGGAUUUAAUUCUGUGAAUGAAUCUUUUAGGCAAAAAUCUAAGAAUGAUGCAGGAGCACUUGUUGUCAUACCUAAGAGACAAAAGGGAGGUGCAAGUUUCUUGAGGAAACUCUUGUCGAAAAGGAAAAGAGAAAGCAAAAAGAAGCCGAAUUUGCCUGCUUUAUGUUAAAACAUCACUGAUACGAAUUUCUGCAGAGACUUUGAAUGUAGUUGGCUUGUGUUUUUUUUAUGACAUGCAAUUAACUUUGUUCUUUUUUUUUCGUUUUUUUUUUCUGCAGACGAUGGUAGUUUGGUUGUUGAUAAAUGGUUUGUUGUGUCCUGAAUCUGUCUUUGUAAAAAUAGGUUCCUGGAUUGUAAUGGCAUGGAAUUUGAAAACUUCGUGUUUGUAUAGAAAGUAACUGAGUCAUUUGCACUGAAAUUUUGCCUUUGUUUUUCCUUUCA